CUAAUUUCCAGCAGAAGAAAAUGAAUGGCUUAUCCAUCAGCGAGUUGUGCGGCCUGUUCUGUUGCCCGCCCUGUCCGAGCCGGAUUGCAGCGAAGCUGGCCUUCCUGCCCCCGGAGCCCACCUACACUCUUCUGCCAGACCUGGAGUCCACCUCACCUGUGACCUCUAACCUUGGAGCCCCAGGUUUGCGCUCCCGAUUGGCUGGAGGUGCUGGUGGAGGAGGAGGAGGUGGUGGUUUUGGUGACAGAAGUGGAGAAGGCCGAUGGAAGCUGCACCUCUCUGAGCGAGCGGAGUUCCAGUACUCCCAGAGGGAGCUGGAUGGAACCGAGGUCUUUCUCACUCACUCCAGCCGUGGCAACAGAGUGGGAUGCAUGUACAUCCGCUGUGCCCCAUCCGCAAGGUACACUGUGCUCUUUUCUCAUGGUAACGCUGUGGAUCUCGGUCAGAUGAGCAGCUUCUACAUCGGUCUGGGCACUCGUAUCAACUGCAACAUCUUCUCUUAUGAUUAUUCUGGUUAUGGGGUCAGUACAGGGAAACCCUCGGAGAAAAAUCUGUAUGCAGACAUAGAUGCUGCGUGGCACGCUUUGCGCUCAAGGUAUUGCAUCAGCCCUGAGAAUAUAAUCCUUUAUGGGCAGAGCAUUGGUACCGUGCCCACCGUGGACCUGGCGUCCCGUUAUGAGUGUGCUGCCGUGGUACUUCACUCACCCCUCACCUCAGGGAUGAGGGUGGCAUUCCCUGACACCAAGAAGACGUACUGCUUUGAUGCCUUCCCAAACAUUGAGAAGGUGUCUAAAAUCACAUCUCCGGUGCUGAUCAUCCACGGGACGGAGGAUGAAGUGAUUGAUUUCUCUCAUGGUCUGGCCCUGUUUGAGCGCUGCCCGAAGGCUGUGGAGCCGUUGUGGGUGGAAGGAGCCGGGCACAACGACAUCGAGCUCUACAGCCAGUACCUGGAACGCCUGCGCCGAUUCAUCAGCCAGGAAGUGGCUGCACAGUAAAUGCACCCUUCAUUACGCUCAUGUCAACAAAUCGUCGACGUAUAUGGAAAGCAAACAAACAGAAUCUGGUUCUGGAGGGUUUGUUCUUCUGUAAACUUUCGACUUUUACAUUUCUAUCAGCCUGGAGCUGAGUUUGCUACUGAGAAGACCCCUUGACUUCACACCCAAAAGAUCUGAAUGUGUGAGCGUCCGCGUCGGUUUCAGGACCUCAGUUCGUCUGAGGCACUCGCAGUUGAUUUGGCUUGUGAUUUAUGUGACCAGGACAAAUGAAAUGCCAUUUGAACAGGACUGAUAUCUUAUAUCUUUAUGAAGCUCUUGUGGGUGUUUAUGUACUUUCUCUUUUGUUAGUUCUCGUUGGUAAGCAUAAGACCAGUCUGUUUUAAAAUACAGCAUCAUCACUUUUCAGACAAGAACUCUCUGCUGGACAGAUGUGUGUGUGUGUGUGUAUUCAAUAUUUUUUUUAGACCAUCUGCUGUGUGUAUGAAUGUGGUUUCAUUGAAACCUUUUUUCUGAUGAACUGAUCUUCAUCAGGCAUCUCGAGAUACACUACCAGUCAAAAGUUUGGACACACUGAGUUUGAUUUUCAUGAUCUUAAAAAACUUUUGAUCUAAAGCCUUCUGCUUAAAUGCUUAAAGGGUUAGUUCACCCAAAAAUUAAAAUUCUGGCAUUAAUUAC
Messenger RNA from Sinocyclocheilus anshuiensis, 1670 nucleotides. RefSeq names its product abhydrolase domain containing 17A, depalmitoylase a (gene abhd17aa). Gene Ontology annotation, molecular function: palmitoyl-(protein) hydrolase activity. The record is from RefSeq and is a predicted model, not a curated record. Gene Ontology annotation, biological process: regulation of postsynapse organization; protein depalmitoylation. The transcript is spliced from 4 exons. Gene Ontology annotation, cellular component: plasma membrane; endosome membrane. The coding region runs from base 21 to 995 and encodes 324 amino acids. NCBI's taxonomy places the organism in Eukaryota, Metazoa, Chordata, Actinopteri, Cypriniformes, Cyprinidae.